Symbiodinium pilosum is the source of this 476-nucleotide messenger RNA. NCBI's taxonomy places the organism in Eukaryota, Dinophyceae, Suessiales, Symbiodiniaceae. The record is from the annotation of a GenBank genome assembly.
AUGUCGAGCCCUGUUGCACACAGGGCCGUGCUGGAAGUCUUCGAAGCCCAAAUUCCGCAAGCGGCACCGCAGACAGGAAGCGAGGAGGGACUCUCAACAGGUAUCAUGGUGGCCAUCCUUGCGAGUGGCUUGUUCACGUUUGUGGUGCUGGCGCUGGUCUCCGCAUACUGGGUGCGGAAGAAGUUCUACAGCAUCAAGCCAUCGAAGGUGGCAAAUUCCGAUAUGUCAGGAAAGGAGGGCAAGGAGGGAAUGCAGGCGGCCGUCGAUCCCCACAUGCUGCAGUACUACGAGUCCUACUACCAGUCGCUGGGAUAUCCGCCAGGAACUGCGACGCAGAUGCUUGGCGGCGCUGCCCAGCAGCAGCAUCAGAUGGCUUUGCCAGCGCCUAUGAUGCCAGGGGCCAUGAUGCAGGCGGCCGCACCAGCCACGCUGGCUUUGCAGGAUGCAUCAGCUGCAUGGGGCCAGCAGAGGCAAGU